UCCGCUCACUAAGCUAAACAGAAGCUAGCUCAAUGCUCUAGUUUUUGGGAAUGCACGAAACUUUAAGUAGUUUUUUCUCAUUAAAACAACUCGUCUGAAGCCAUGGCAGCUAUAAAAGACGGAGAGUUCACGGCUACCAUCUACAAACUGAUUAAAGACAGCCAGUAUGUGGAAGCUAUUCACAUCCUGAACGGACAACUACAAAAACACACGAAGUCCAGGGCAGCGCUGUCUCUGCUGGGUUUCUGCUACUAUCACAUCCAGGAUUUCACCAACUCUGCAGAGUGCUACGAGCAGCUCACCCAGCUGCACCCAGAGGUGGAGGAGUACAAGGUGUACUACGCCCAGUCCCUCUACAAAGCCGGUGCUUAUCCUGAGGCCACAAAGGCCUCUUUCGUUCUCGACAACCCAAGCAGUCACGUGAAGAUGGUGAAGCUGCAAGCCUGUAUCAAAUACUGUGAGGAAGAUUACUCCGCGGCCAAGUCUCUGCUGGAGCAGCUGCCUCAGGAAGACCCGGACUACGUCUACAAUAUGGGCUGUUUGCUUUACCAGGACGGCAAGUACGAGGAGGCCUGCAAGAAGUUCUCGUCUGCCAUGCAAGUGCUGGGAUACGUGCCAGCGUUGUCCUACAACAUCGCCCUGUGUUACUACAACCUGAAGAACUACCCUCAGGCCCUCAAGUUCAUCGGAGAGAUCAUUGAGCAAGGCAUCAGAGAACAUCCAGAGCUGAGCGUUGGUUUGACGACGGAGGGCAUUGACGUCCACAGCGUUGGCAACACGCUGGUGCUGCAUCAGACCGCUCUGAUCGAGGCCUUCAACCUCAAAGCUGCCAUCGAAUACCAGCUGAAGAACGUGAAAGGAGCUCAGGAAGCUUUGACCGACAUGCCCCCCCGAUCAGAGGAGGAGCUGGACCCAGUGACCCUCCACAACCAGGCUCUGGUGAACAUGGACACGAAGCCGUCGGAGGGUUUUGAGAAGCUGGCCUUCCUGCUGCAGCAGCCCUCCUUCCCCCCCGUCACCUUCGGAAACCUGCUGCUGCUCUACUGCAAACACGAGUACUUUGACCUGGCAGCUGACGUUCUGGCAGAAAACGCACAUCUCACCUACAAGUUCCUCUCGCCGUACAUGUAUGAGUUCCUUGAUGCCUUGCUAACCUGCCAGACGGCACCAGAGGAGGCUUUUAGGAAGUUUGAUGAGAUGAACGGCAAACUGACGGAGCAGUUAAGGAAGCUGGCCAAGCAGGUGCAGGAGGCCCGGCUGGCUCGAGACGAUGAAGCUCAGAAGAAAGCUCUGCAGGAAAACGACCUGAUGCAGGAGAAGUACAUCGUGGUCCUGAUGGCCCAGGCCAAGAUCUACUGGAACCGGGAGAACUUCCAGAUGGUGGAGAAGAUUUUCCGCAAGUCGGUGGAGGUCUGCAACGAGGACGAUACCUGGAAGCUGAACGUGGCCCACGUGCUCUUCAUGCAGAACAAGUACAAGGAGGCCAUCGGCUUCUACGAGCCCAUCGUCAAGAAGCACUACGAUAACAUCCUGAAUGUGAGCGCUGUGGUCCUGGCCAACCUGUGUGUGUCCUACAUCCUGACCAGCCAGAAUGAGGAGGCGGAGGAGCUGAUGAGGAAGAUCGAGAAAGAGGAGGAGCAAAUCUCCUACGACGACCCCGACCAGAAGGUCUUCCACCUCUGCAUCGUCAACCUGGUCAUCGGGACACUGUACUGCGCCAAGGGGAACUACGACUUUGGCAUCUCUCGAGUCAUCAAGAGCCUGGAGCCGUACAACAAGAAGCUGGGGACGGACACAUGGUUCUACGCCAAGCGCUGUUUCCUGUCUCUGCUGGAGAACAUGUCCAAACACAUGGUCAUGCUGAGAGACGCCGUGGUUCAGGAGUGUAUCCAGUUCCUGGAGCACUGCGAGGCGUACGGUAAGGAGGUUCCCGCCAUCAUCGAGCAGCCGCUGGAGGAGACACACGUCCACAUCGGCAAGAACACCGUCACCUACGAGGCCCGGCUGCUGAAGGCGCUGUUCUACGAGGUCAUUGGCUGGAACAAGUGACAUCAUCAUCACACAGUGGUGACAUCACAAACUGCAGCCAGAGAUGGCAUUUUGUCAAUGUCUUUGAUUUACAGGAGGAUUGAACUUGGCUGGGAUCAAAAGAUGGACAACACACAUAAUCAGACCUGCUGUGCAAGGUUUAUAUUUCUGGACAACAAAAACAUUUCCAGGUUCUGACUUCCUCCGGGAAGCUUUUGGACUUUCUGUGUCUCUUGUCAACACACACACACCCCCAGAGGGGAAGCUUUUAUUUUGAAGGGGAGUUGAGCUGGCUCCAGGAGAUCUUACAUAAUAAGUUUGUGUUCUUUCUCUCUUUAUGGCCUCUUGCUCCACUUCACAGACUCUCAACAGUAUGCAGAGAUGAUUUUACAUUUAUAAUAAUAAUAAAUAUAUUAUAAAGAGGAUAAUGUGUGUAAAUACAGCAGACUAAAAUAGUUUUACUGGUUGUUUAUUCAGCUAAUAUGAAAUACAUGAUGACAUUUUUUUAUGUGAGUUCAUCUACAGACAUUCAUAGUUCAUGCAUAUAUCCUCUUUGGUCUUUGUACAGCUGCCUCCUGACCCUCUACUGUAGCUUUAUAUUCAGGAGAUAAACCAUAAUUUAAAGGAAAUAAAGAAGUUAUUUUGGGGAAAAAACAGUAUCGGCUUAUUAUGAUGUGUUAGUUAAAGGCUAUAUAAUGAUGCUCAAAUCAGGCUUUAAACGGCAGAUAUUAUUAACCUGUUUUUAAG
This is a messenger RNA of Anoplopoma fimbria (sablefish), 2775 nucleotides long. RefSeq names its product intraflagellar transport 70 (gene ift70). The record is from RefSeq and is a predicted model, not a curated record. Bases 103 to 2049 code for a protein of 648 amino acids. Lineage: Eukaryota; Metazoa; Chordata; Actinopteri; Perciformes; Anoplopomatidae. Gene Ontology annotation, cellular component: axonemal microtubule; intraciliary transport particle B. Gene Ontology annotation, molecular function: intraciliary transport particle B binding; protein binding. Gene Ontology annotation, biological process: intraciliary transport. The transcript is spliced from 19 exons.